GUUCUUGAUCCUUUGCAGGCAGCAUGUCGUUGUCUGUCAUCCUUCCUCACCUGGGGAGUUCCUCCACGUCCCCAGUGUCUACAUUCAUUUGUUCACCUGCACAACAAAUACUAAGGCUGGUUCCUGCCAGGAACUCUAGGCGAACAUGGUGGACGCAGCCCGGCCUUCCACGCGGACAUGAAACCAUUAAAGAAAGUCACCCCCCCUUCAGCUCCACAGUGAGGGCCAGCGAGGACCCAGGGGCUACCCCGCUUGCUGUGGCUGCUCCCUGGGCCUUCGCCAGAUGCCGGUCCCGGGUAGGGGUGGGGUGGCCUUGGGGACUUCUCAGGGGUCAGGGGCCGGCCACGUGUCAAGCAGAGCCCCAGGUGCGGGAAUUUUGGAGGUGGUCUGGUCACCGCCCUGGGAAUCCCCCGGGGCUCUGCUCACAGCUUCCGCCGUGGGGUGGCGCGGGCGGCUUUCCCAGCGCAGGCAGAGGGUCCGGGAGGGCAGGCCCGUCCCGGCCAGAACCAAGGGCCAGGUCGCGCCGCCCUUGGGCGCCAGGGAGCCGCCAGGAGGUCUUCCGGAGGAGCGGGAGAGGUAGACAGGCGGGGCCGGCUCGUCAGCGAGGAGCGGGGCCUGGGUGGCAGAGAGGCGGGGCCGGCUCGUCAGCGAGGGGCGGGGCCUGGGUGGCAGAGAGGCGGGGCCGGCUGGUCAGCGAGGGGCGGGGCCUGGGUGGCAGAGAGACCGCAGCUGUGCACCGUGGGACGCGAGCGAUGGGUCUAUUCUCAAAGCUGAAGCUGGACGUGCCCUGGGGCCACAUCGCUGCCAAAGCCUGGGGCUCCCAGCAGGGCCCCCCGGUUCUCUGCCUACACGGCUGGCUGGACAAUGCCAACUCCUUCGACCGGCUCAUCCCUCUUCUCCCAAAAGACUUCCAUUACGUUGCUGUGGAUUUCGGAGGUCAUGGGCUCUCGUCGCAUUACGGCCCAGGUCUCCCGUAUUACCAGCAAAACUUCGUGAGUGAGGUUCGAAGAGUCGCGGCAGCCUUGAAGUGGGAUCGGUUUUCCCUCAUGGGCCACAGUUUUGGUGGCCUUGUGGGCGGAAUGUUUUCCUGUGUCUUCCCCGAGAUGGUGGAUAAACUUAUCUUGCUGGAGGCGGCCCCAUUUGCCGUGGACUCCAACGAAAUGGAGAACUUACUGACCUACAAGCGGAGAGCCAUCGAGCACACGCUGCUAGUGGAGGCCUCCAAGAAGCCCUCGAGUGUGGUCAGCUGGGAGGAGAUGCUGCAGAGGUUCCUGCAGAACAACAGUCAUGUGAGUGAGGAGUCUGGGGAGCUCCUCCUGCAGAGGGGAACCACCCCCGUGGCUGGAGGGCUGGUGCUGAACAGGGACCGCAGGAUGUCCUGGCCAGAGCACAGCUCGGAUUACAUCAGCAAGGAGCUGUUUGUGCACUCCAUCAAGAAGCUGCAGGCCCGCGUCCUGCUCGUCAAAGCAAGCCACGGAUAUUACAACGUGAGAAGAGAGAAUGCUGACAGGGAACACCUGCGCUUCGUACUUGCCAUGCUGAAAUCUGUCCUAAAAGAGCGGUUCCAGUUCGUGGAAGUCCCGGGCAACCACUACGUCCACAUGAACCAACCCCAACACGUGGCCGGUGUCAUCAGCGCCUUCUUACAGAGCAAGGACAGGGUCCCAGCCCAGCUGUAGCCCUGUGCCUAGGGCUACAGAGACCACCCACCCACUGCUCACCACCCUCCACUCAGACUUCCAGCUUCCAAGCCCCCCCAGCCAGGCCAGGUGUGGUGGGGCCAGGCCUCACUGGUCAUGAAGACCAGCACGGGCUGGCAGAGUGGAGGGGUGGGGGCAAGAUGUUGACUCUAACAUUUGUGACUUCAAGGGGGAGACUAUGCCUGGAUUUGGGGGCUUGUCCGUUUUGGGGCUGAUAAUCUGCAGGAAGCUGGGAGCAGCUGGAGGAAGGAGGGGCCCGCAGCCCAGCAGCUUCUGUAGCUUUUCCCGCUGCCAGACAGGAUGAAAGAGAAAUUAUUCCUGUAUUA
This is a messenger RNA of Equus caballus (horse), 2026 nucleotides long. The record is from RefSeq and is a predicted model, not a curated record. NCBI's taxonomy places the organism in Eukaryota, Metazoa, Chordata, Mammalia, Perissodactyla, Equidae.